AAAAGAAGGAAGAAAAAAAGAGAGAGAAAAAAAAUGGCCGCUGGGUUGAGGGGCUAAACUAGAACUUGACUGUUGACGAACAAUUUCCUGAUCAGGCGCCAAUUUGUACCAACGAAUUGCAAAAUGCAGAGACCUGGUGUGGUGUCGAUUCUUGCUGGUUAUCUACUUUUUGCAUUCUCCACCAUCGCUUCUGCUCAGGAUUCUCAACUUGGAUCUGCUCGUGUUGUAUUUCAGACGAAUUAUGGCGAUAUCGAAUUCGGUUUCUUCCCCAACGUAGCGCCCAAAACCGUUGACCACAUUUUCAAACUUGUUCGUCUCGGAUGCUAUAACACCAAUCACUUCUUUCGGGUUGAUAAAGGAUUUGUGGCGCAAGUGGCAGAUGUAGUGGGGGGAAGAUCAGCUCCCAUGAACGAGGAGCAAAGUGAGCAAGCUAAGAAGACUAUUGUUGGUGAAUUUAGUGAUGUCAAACACGUUAGAGGUAUUCUUUCUAUGGGAAGAUAUGAUGAUCCGGACAGUGCUCAAUCCUCUUUUUCUAUGCUACUUGGAGAUGCUCCUCAUCUUGAUGGCAAGUAUGCAAUCUUUGGAAAAGUUACCAAAGGUGACGAUACAUUGAAAAAGCUAGAAGAACUCCCUACUCGCCGUGAGGGUAUAUUUGUAAUGCCAAAUGAACGCAUAUCAAUACUAUCAUCAUAUUAUUACGAUACCAAUUUGGAGCGUUGUGAAGAGGAGAGAUCAACUUUGAAGCAAAGGCUAGCUGCAUCUUUUGUCGAGAUUGAAAGACAGAGAAUGAAAUGCUUCCCUUAAAAUGAGGAGAUCAAAAACUGUGCUAGGAAAGAUGAGGAGAUCAAAAACUGUGCUAGGAAAGACUAGAAGAGGGAUACAAAUAGAAGCGGUUUGUUCUAUAUGUCGUUUAAAACUUUGUCUUCACAAAUUAUAGGAACUAGAAGCACUACACUUAAAAAGUCAUUUCGAACUCACUCUUACAAGUGCUUGAUUUCCGAUUUAUACUUCUCUGCUGCAUUUCUGUAUACUGCAAUUUUAUUUUGCCAUCCUUAAAGCUCAAUCUGGAAUUUGUAUGUAUCUUUGAACAAAUGAGUGAAGAGAUUCCUCCAUGUUAUAUUUGUUUGUUCAACAACGUGAAGCUAAUGAGUAGAAUGUUUGUGUAGU
Messenger RNA from Momordica charantia (bitter melon), 1167 nucleotides. Its product is annotated as Cyclophilin-like peptidyl-prolyl cis-trans isomerase family protein. Gene Ontology annotation, biological process: protein peptidyl-prolyl isomerization. The record is from RefSeq and is a predicted model, not a curated record. Lineage: Eukaryota; Viridiplantae; Streptophyta; Magnoliopsida; Cucurbitales; Cucurbitaceae. Gene Ontology annotation, molecular function: peptidyl-prolyl cis-trans isomerase activity.